AUGUCAGAAUUUAAAAUUAUGUCAAAAAUUAAUAGUUCACCAUCUAAAGAAUAUGAGUCUAACAGCACAGAUAAAUUAGCUCUUUCCGCACAAUUAUACACAGAAAACGAUUACAUUCGUAAAGAAGAACAUGAGUCUAACAGCAUAUCAGUUCAAGAUAAAUUAGCUCUUGCCGCGCAAUUAUACACAGAAAACAAUUACGUUCGUAGUUUGAACUUUUUAAACCAAAUUAUUGAAGAAAUUAGAGAUGAUAAGCAAAGGAGAGUGGCCGAACAUUAUAUUACUCUAUGCAAAAAUAAGCUAAAAGAAAAAUAA
Messenger RNA from Racocetra fulgida, 315 nucleotides. The record is from the annotation of a GenBank genome assembly. Lineage: Eukaryota; Fungi; Glomeromycota; Glomeromycetes; Diversisporales; Gigasporaceae.